AUGGCUACAAUGGUAGAGGAGAAGGUUCAGCGUGUUGAGGAAUGUCUCGGUUUCACGUUCCCUCACGACAAGAGUCCAUGCGUGGAGUCCCUAAACACUGCUGGCUUGACCUUCUUUCAGGGUCAAAGUGUUCGCAAGAACAAUUUCCUGGCCGUCCAUGGAGACACACAGGCAGCUGCGUACUUCUCAUCCUUCUGGAUUGGUAAGAACGGUUCAUCCAAGGGGCAAUGGACUGAAAUUCGCGACCUCUUGGCAAACGAAAACCUGGCCCAGGUUGGGGUUGCUCAUGGCCUCGACGAAUGCGUCAUUCUCAAUCCUGGCACGACUCAGGUUUCGGGUGGCAUGAUGGCAACCACGGUGGAAGCUCUUCCUGGUGCGGUCCAUCUCGAACGCGGUUCAGAGGCUCUUGGUCGAGUGAUGGCUCGUCUCGGCCUGAUCCACAACCUUCUCACCUAG
Messenger RNA from Anthostomella pinea, 456 nucleotides. Lineage: Eukaryota; Fungi; Ascomycota; Sordariomycetes; Xylariales; Xylariaceae. The record is from the annotation of a GenBank genome assembly.